Paramuricea clavata is the source of this 695-nucleotide messenger RNA. The record is from the annotation of a GenBank genome assembly. Lineage: Eukaryota; Metazoa; Cnidaria; Anthozoa; Malacalcyonacea; Plexauridae.
GCGGACAUGGCCAUCACGGAAUCAACAUAGUGCAGAAACUCGAGUGGGAUUUCCUGGAAUUGUUGCAAGAGAUAAAGUCGAAAGGCUACCUCAAUAAUACUUUAUUGAUUGUCAUGGGAGAUCACGGCUUACGAUUCGGUGAGGUGAGAGAAUCAAUCCAAGGCAAGCUGGAGGAACGUCUACCGUUUUACACAAUGACCUUCCCGCCAUGGUUCAAGUCUCGCUAUCCCAAACUUACUGCAAACUUAAAGACGAAUACAAAACGUCUGACGUCAUGGUUUGAUGUGUACGCAACGUUUCGCCACAUGUUGUCGUACCCAGACCUCCCGUCGGAUCUAAAGCACGGUCAAAGUCUUCUCACCGAGAUUCCCUACUCUCGCACAUGCGCCGAGGCUAGUAUCCCCGACCACUGGUGCCCGUGUUUAGAGUGGUCUGCGGUAAGCGUAGAGCAUAGUCAUAUUAGAAAUUCAGCACUAGCAACAGUGAAGUAUAUUAAUAAUCUUAAUCAGGAGAAGAACAAAAGUAGAACGUUAUGUGAAAAGCUUACUCUAAUGGAAGUAAAGUAUGCGAUGUUGGAACGACCCAAUGAACGUGUUUUACAAUUCAGUCACGUAGACUGGGAUUGGAAGACGAAUUUUAACGCAGAUUUCAAAACUCUCAGGCAUACCUGUGCCGGUACCAAGUACAAUUUGUGA